GUGGACUCUGCGGAAAGAUGACACGAGUGGCGGAUGGAUAUCUUGAGUCGGCCGAUGACACGCAGCCACACCAGCGAUCCCACUUUUGAUCGAGCCUUGAAAAACCCCCCGAGCGCCGGGACUGCUCGUCUGCUGCGGCUUAAUGGCCGGGCCUGGUGCGUGCAUUGAGGAUUCGUCGUGGAGUUGGAAUUGAAGGUGUUGGAAUUAAUUCUCGUCCGCACGAACAAUUUCUCCACACCCAUCCAUCCGCACACUUCCAUUCCAUCUGCAUAGGAAUGAUGGAGAAUCUGGCGAUCCAGAUUUCUGCAAGCAGCUGUAGCCAGGUGUUGGUAAAAUCACCCUGUGCUUCUGGAAAAGUGCAAAAUUUGCCGCAGUCGUCCUUGUUUACCGUGAGCCUGCGGACAGGAAGCAAGUUUUCGAGUUCCCGUCGACCUGUUGCAUUGAGGCAUCUUUGCAAGCAGUACGUCGGGCCCAGAUGCAGUACGCUGGAGCUAGCUAAGCCAAGUAAAGAGAACGAGGAGAAUUCGAGUGGUGAUAGCCGUGAACUUCUGGACAGGCAGGAAGAAACUGAUGUGAAUCGAAAAACGGGUUCUUUCAAUUGGUUGGAGCAAUGGUAUCCUGUGGCUGUCGUAAAGCACAUGGACAAAUUGCAGCCUCGUGCAGAGACAAUCCUCGGCCGGGAUCUGGUAAUUUGGUGGGAUCGUAACGCGAAUCGGUGGCAGGUGUUCGACGAUGCAUGUCCACACCGGACAGCUCCUCUUUCAGAAGGGAGAAUUCACGAGAGUGGUCACCUACAGUGCUCUUACCACGGUUGGACCUUCAACUCCUCUGGAUCAUGUACCAUGAUCCCUCAAUUGGAGAAGGGUCGAGAACAGGCAUUGAAUUCUAGUCGAGCUUGUGUAAAAAUUUACGUUUCAAUGGAACAUCAAGGCAUGAUAUGGGUUUGGAUGGAUAGGGCCGAGGGGGCCGAAGAACGUGCUGCUGCUAAUCCUCCUCCUUUCAUUCCUUACCUAAACGAUCCGAAUUAUGUCUUUGAUAUCGGAAUGAUGGAUCUACCUUACGGAUACGAGUUACUCACAGAAAAUCUGUUGGAUCCAUCCCACGUCCCUUUCGCUCAUCAUAAGAUUCAGGGCAAUCGAAAUACAGCAAGACCUUUAAACCUCAAAGUUGUCGACUCUCACAUUCAGGGCUUCAGUGCCAAAAGAGAGGAAACAAUGGACCUUAUAUUCCACGCCCCUUGUUUGUCGAGAAUGGACUUCAGAAUUCCACCUCCGAAGACGCCGCCCAAAGGACAUCCUCUGGCUUUGAAGGUUCGUGAAUGGAUCGCGUCCAGGAAGCAGCCUAAGGUUGAUGAAGAGGUCAAGCAAAUUUCAACUAUUUUCUUUUGCGUGCCAGUGGCCCCUGGGAAGAGCAAAGUUAUCUUCUCUUUUCCCAGAAACUUCGCCCAGCUGGUAUUCAAGCUAACACCGCGGUGGUUUGGCCACUAUUCUCACAUGGCAGUCAUCGAUUCCGAUCUGCUACUUCUUCAUGAGUUGGAACAUCGGAUUCAGGAACGUGGUGGGGAUAUAAAGCCGCUGUACUUCACACCUGCUUUAGCUGAUACGUGUGUAAUGGAGUUCAGAAAAUGGUUCAAAACUCUGGCACAAGGUAAAGUGGAUUAUGGAGCCAAGUCCUCCAGCACUCUGCCGCCACGUCCUCCGAGGAGAGUAUUAUUCGACAGGGGCAUUUCACACGUCGCCAAGUGUAAAAUAUGUUCUGGUGCAGCUGCCAACUUCCGAAGACUGAAAGAAGUUUUACAAAUAGUGUCAGUUGCGCUGGUGGGAUUAGUCGGAAUAGCCUCUUCAAACUCAUGGCACGUUCUGAGUAAUUUUAGUGUCCCUUUAGUAUGCCUGGCCAUCGCCAGUGCUGUGACCUCCAUAUGGUUGUCGAGGUUUAUCAAAAAAAUGUACGAAUAUCAUGAUUACAACCAUGCCGUAGUUGAAUAAUAAACAUGACAUGGUUCAAGCACGUCGUCAUGUGCAACCAGGACAAUGAGUUCUUUCAUUCAUAUAAUGUCUGCCCCCUGGGUCAUUUGAACACUUAAAAACAGAGGUACUG
Messenger RNA from Marchantia polymorpha subsp. ruderalis, 2097 nucleotides. Lineage: Eukaryota; Viridiplantae; Streptophyta; Marchantiopsida; Marchantiales; Marchantiaceae. The record is from the annotation of a GenBank genome assembly.